UUUCCUUCGUGUCAAUUUUUUCUGAUUAUUUUGGGUUGGUCGUCGUCGUUGGUUAAUUUCUGAUCGUUUAAAAAAUAUUAAGGGGAAUACAAGCUAAUUAGAAAAUGUUGUAGACAAAACUUAUAAUUCCCAAAAGUGAAUCAGUACGAAACUAAUAUAAAAUACCAAAAUAAAGGAUUAGGAAGAAAUGAGGAAAAAUAAAGACUAUUUAAUUUAAAGCGGUAAGGUGUAAUUGCGAUAUUUCUGGGAAUUUGGCAGCACAUUUUCAUAGUGGGGUCAGCAAUUAGAUGACAAAGCAGGAUAACCUCAUAUAAGAAGCAGAACCACCAACAUAAAUCCAACCACUAGAGGCUGUUUCAGUAAAACAGAUACACCGAUGAACAACCUUUCCACCAGCGGAGCCGCAACUACUGCCACACCCUCGUCAGAUGAGGCUGGAGGUGGUGGUGGCGAUGCAGAUGCAAGCUCACGGCGCCAAGCCACUAGAGUAUUUAAAAAAAGCUCUUCUAAUGGCAAGAUCACAGUUUACCUGGGGAAACGUGAUUUCGUCGAUCACAUUACACAUGUUGAUCCCAUCGACGGAGUGGUUUUUAUAGACCCAGAGUAUGUGAAAGAUCGUAAAGUGUUUGGACAAGUUCUUGCCGCUUUUAGAUAUGGACGCGAGGAUUUAGAUGUGCUGGGCCUGACGUUUCGCAAGGAUUUAUAUCUAGCGCAUGAACAAAUAUAUCCGCCACAACAAACCGAGAGGCCAUUGACAAGAUUGCAGGAGCGGCUCAUAAAAAAAUUAGGACCGAAUGCAUAUCCAUUUUACUUUGAGGUUCCUCCGUAUUGCCCGGCAUCAGUGUCACUGCAGCCAGCUCCUGGUGACACGGGUAAAUCAUGUGGCGUCGACUAUGAAUUAAAGGCCUUUGUUGGCGAACACAUCGAUGAUAAGCCCCACAAGCGCAAUUCAGUCCGCUUGACCAUACGUAAAGUUAUGUACGCACCGUCCAAGGUGGGCGAGCAGCCAUCCAUCGAAGUGAGCAAGGAAUUCAUGAUGAAACCGAAUAAAAUCCACCUAGAAGCCAGUUUGGACAAAGAAUUGUACCACCAUGGUGAGAAAAUUUCCAUUAACGUACACGUUGCCAACAAUUCAAAUCGCACCGUCAAGAAGAUCAAAGUGUGUGUGCGUCAAUUCGCCGACAUUUGCCUUUUUUCGACGGCGCAAUAUAAAUCGGUAGUGGCGGAAACUGAAUCGGAAGAUGGCUGCCAGGUAUUGCCUGGUUUUACGCUUUCCAAAGUAUUUGAACUAUGUCCACUGCUCGCCGACAACAAGGACAAGUGGGGACUCGCGCUCGACGGCCAGUUGAAGCACGAAGAUACAAAUUUAGCGUCCAGCACGCUCAUAACGAAUCAGGCACAACGCGAAAGUCUUGGUAUCAUUGUUCACUAUAAGGUGAAAGUUAAGCUGUUGAUCAGCGGUCCACUACUAGGUGGCGAUUUAGUUGCCGAAUUGCCGUUCACGUUGAUGCAUCCAAAACCAGAGGAGGAAGAUAAUCCACUGCUAAUGGAUAAAUCGCCACGUCAGAGCAUACGUGACGCUGGGUUAUCUUUGGAUGGUGGCAGUUGCGACGGUGGGGCGGGAGAAGCACAGCAUGCCGAGGUGCCCACCACGAAUUUGAUACAAUUGGAUGAGGAUGAUGCGCAAGACGAUGACAUAAUCUUUGAAGAUUUCGCACGACUCCGUCUAAAAGGCGCCGAAACUGAAGCCUAGACAAUGAGUCCACUCUUGUGGCGUUGCGUUGAUUCGUUGACAUUGGCCAUUUAAAACGCUAGAAAAUAUCACAACGUAAAUUUGUUUGUAAGACGUAAUUUGACUAUGUGUGAAUAGACGUGAAAUUAGGACUACUUUUCUAAAUUUUGCAUUACAUUCUUGUUAUUCGCUAUUUUUUUAAUUUUUUGUUUUUAAUUUUAUUAAUGUCUUGCAAAUUAGAAAUCAAUGUUUAAAUUUGUGGUGCAAAAAUAUAAGUGAAUAUACACGGAAACAAGUUAAAUAAUCGUUAGAAACUAAGUUUUGUAUCUAAGUUGGAAAAGUAAUAAUUGUGCGAAUUGGAUGUUUAACAUCUUUCGUUAAUGAAAGAACUGGGGCUGCUAUGUUAUUACUACUGCUAAUACUAAACUAAAAGCUGGCUAAAUUUGAGCACUUGAUUUGCAAAUAUAAAGAAAUUGAACGAAAAACGAAACUGUCAUCGCGCAAAAACAGAAAAUAUGCAUUUUUAUUGUAUUUAGUAUUUUCUAAUUUCUUAUAAUUGUAUGAAACUUUAUUUUAAAACUAUUACGAACAUGCAUAUACAAUAAUAUAGAAUUUGACUUUUUAUAUAAAAGAUACAGAAGUUUGCAAUUUUAUAAAAUAUUUCUAUUUUUUUGGUUAUUUUUCUUUUCAUAUUUCAUUUAUUUCGACCGACUUGUUUAAACUACAUACAUAUAUAUUUAUUUAAUAAGUUAAAAUCAAAGAUACUACAUAUUAAUGUUAGUAUGUCGCAGCAACAAUAUAAGCUUUAAUUGUAAAAAAAAAAUUUAUACCUGUUGAAGGAUUGAGAAUGGAACAAAAGGAAAAUUAAAAAUAGAAACGAAAUAAACAAACAAACGUUGCAUUUUAACAUACAUACAUACAAAUAAGCUCGCUUGCGAAUCCGAAAAUUUUUUAUUUAAAUUAUAGGUACAAUGAUUGCGCUUAUCUAAUUGUAAACUCUUAAAUUGUAAAUUGUAAAAUAAAUAUUUGAUUUUAUGUCACAAUGCACUGCACAUGCACACACAAAAUACCAUACA
Molecule: messenger RNA, 2808 nt
Organism: Anastrepha obliqua
Lineage: Eukaryota; Metazoa; Arthropoda; Insecta; Diptera; Tephritidae
Gene: krz
Product: beta-arrestin-1
Exons: 2
Coding region: 377-1753 (458 amino acids)
Biological process (GO): signal transduction; G protein-coupled receptor internalization
Cellular component (GO): cytoplasm
Molecular function (GO): G protein-coupled receptor binding
Source: RefSeq, a predicted model, not a curated record